Chiloscyllium plagiosum (whitespotted bambooshark) is the source of this 4433-nucleotide messenger RNA. It is a transcript of the gene trip13, whose product is annotated as thyroid hormone receptor interactor 13. Gene Ontology annotation, cellular component: chromosome; nucleus. Gene Ontology annotation, biological process: reciprocal meiotic recombination; meiotic recombination checkpoint signaling. NCBI's taxonomy places the organism in Eukaryota, Metazoa, Chordata, Chondrichthyes, Orectolobiformes, Hemiscylliidae. The record is from RefSeq and is a predicted model, not a curated record. Gene Ontology annotation, molecular function: ATP binding; ATP hydrolysis activity.
AAUCCGGUUGCGGACGGGUGAGUGUCGGGAGAUCGCAGCCAAUCGGUGGAUCGUCUCCGGGAGGAAGGCGGAUCUGGACGAUGAUCGGCGUCCCGAUCCGCCAGCGAUAGUAAACAGUGCGGACGGCGUCAGCCAAUCGCGGCGGCAUCUCCUGCAUUUGUCCCGCCCCCAGGAUGUGACGCAAUGAGUGGCUGUAGCCUGUGCUGUGGCGGGCGGUGGAUUUGAGUUUUCUGCCGGCGAGAGAGCCGAAGGAACUUUAAUUUAUAAAUGGAUGCAGCAGCUGGAGAAUUAAAACAGGCUUUACCAUCUUUUGACUCCAUGAAAAUACAUGUGGAAGUCUGUGUGAAACAGAACAGUACUGCGAAGCAGGAAGAUGUGCGGCUGUGUGUAUUGCAACUACUGAGCAGACACCAAGUGGUAUUUGGAGAUUAUGUCUGGAUGGAAUUUGAUGAUGAUUUUCUAACGAAGCAUGUAAACUCUGUAUGCAUCGUGGACACGGAUCUUACGUUUAAGGACAGACAGCCUAUUGACCUGACAAAGUCCAACAUUUCAAUUUAUAUAUUUCGUCUAAAUGAGGAAGGUCCAUCCUCUGAUGCUUUGGAGGGAGAAGAGGAGAACAUGCCAGCCUCUAAUAACUGGCUUCUACCUGCCGGUGAGUUCCAUGGACUUUGGGAGAGCCUGAUAUAUGAUAGUGAGGUUAAAUCACAAUUACUUGACUACGUCUCAACUACUUUACUGUUUUCUGACAGAAGUGUUGAUAGCAAUUUGAUUACCUGGAAUCGAGUGGUACUACUUCAUGGUCCCCCAGGAACUGGUAAAACAUCUUUAUGUAAAGCACUGGCACAAAAACUUACCAUUCGAUUUUCUCACCGGUACCGAUAUGGGCAGCUGGUAGAAAUCAACAGCCAUAGUCUCUUCUCCAAAUGGUUUUCUGAGAGUGGCAAACUUGUUACAAAGAUGUUUCAAACCAUUCGGGAUCUAAUUAUGGACACGGAAUCUCUGAUAUUUGUUUUAAUUGAUGAGGUUGAAAGUUUGACAGCAGCUAGGAAUGCUUCGAAGUCUGGCACAGAGCCUUCUGAUGCCAUUCGAGUAGUUAAUGCUGUGUUAACACAAAUCGACCAGAUCAAAAGAUUUCCUAAUGUUAUAAUUCUGACUACAUCAAACAUCACAGAAAAAAUAGAUUUGGCUUUUGUGGACAGAGCAGAUAUCAAGCAGUAUAUUGGGCCACCGUCUGCUACAGCUAUUUUUAAGAUCUAUCUCUCUUGUCUGGAGGAACUAAUGAAGUGCCAGAUCAUCUACCCUAGACAGCAACUGUUGACCCUGAGAGAAUUGCAGAUGAUCAGCUUCUUAGAAAAUGAUGUGUCUAGGUUAAGUUUAGCACUUAAGAAUAUUGCUGCGAAAAGUGAAGGACUGAGUGGACGAGUUUUGCGAAAGCUACCUUUCCUAGCUCAUGCACUGUACAUUCAGUCAUCAUCUGUAACAGUAGAGAAAUUUUUAGAAGCACUCUCCAUGGCAGUGGACAGACAGUUUGAAGAACGAAAGAAACUAAGCUCUUUUGAUGGCAAGAUAUAAUAUCAUCAACCAAUUGUCAAAACAGGUGAAAUCCUAUAUACUUAAUAUUGACCUCCACAAACUGUGUAGUAUUUUGACAUGAGGCAUGACAAUGGCGGUGGUUGAUACUUUGGACUUUGUUUCUUUCCAAAUUGGUAAGCAUUUGUUUCUCCUAAGUUACCGAGAUCGAGAUCCAUUACAAGUACCAAGCUAAUAACCAAAGCAUUCUAGAAACCAUUGUUUUGUCUGUCAUGCUUGACAAAAUUAAACAGAAUUUACAGCAAGGAGACUGAUUAUUCAAUCUGAAUAAACUAUGCCAGUAAUUGUUCCACAUGAACCUCCUUCCUUAUACUUUAUCUAAACCCAUUAGUGUGUGCUCCUAUUCCUUUCUGCAUCUUGUAUUCCUGUAGCUUUCUUUAAAUGAAUCUGUCGGUUUCAAUCUUUAAAGACCAGUUGUUUCACUGAAAGUAAAAGAGACAAUUGACUACAUACCCUGGAGCUGUUUUGCUUCUCACAUACCCAAUUCAAAUUAAAGUUAGUCAAAAAAUUUUUAAAAAUUCUUGUUACUUGCAUACAAUGGCAAUGCAAUAGGUAUGUUUAUGCAACAUCUCUGUCCUUGUGGCAAGAUCUGGUUCUGCUUGUAACAACUGGGUGGAAGAAUAUCAGUAUAAAUAAAAAUACCAUUCUACAAUAAGAACAAAUUGAAACAAGUUCAGUUGAUUUCUUUCUUUCAGGGAGCAAAACCAUCUUGAACAGUCAUUUUAAAAUUGGUGCUUUACAUUAGAUCACCAUCAAUAUAUGAUAAAUUUGUCCUAUGUGAUGGACCAACACCUGUAGCUCCACCUCUUAGAAAUUAUUUGUUAAUAACACAUGGAAUUAUUUAUUGAAAAUCACAGCUGACUUAGCAAUGCUGAAACUAGAUUUUUGGAAAUAUUUUACAAAAUAUUGGAGUGUAGAUUUUUGUAGUUUGUUUCUGUACAAUACAUACUAUAUGGCCCAAAUGGUCUAUGUUGGUGCUUAUAGUCUACACUAGGGAUCUUCAACUGCCUAUUUAACCCCAUCUAUCCUUUUCUCCCUCUAGCUUCUCCUGAAAUAUAUAUCUGUACUAUUCAUCUCAGUUACUCUUUACAGUGUGGAGUUCCAUUCUCUAACUGCAGUGUGGACAAAGAAAUUUCUCAUUAAUUCCCAGUUGAAUUGUCUGACCCCACAAAGAGUAAAAUUCUUUAGUCUUUGGCUUGAUCUUUGUGAUAGCUUUACUGUGUCAAACUAAUACUUUCGAAUAACAUUAAACUGUGAACUGCACUGUCAUGUUCACACCAAUACAAAAAAAGUCCAGUAAAAUUCUUGUCUUUUGAUGCUUUCAAGCACUCGACACUGAAUUGUGAAAUGUUCCAUUGUUUUAAGUCACCAAUUACCUUGUAAUUGUGGCACUUUAAAUGAAUUGGAAAAAUGGCAUUUGACAGGCUGUUUUUAAAUCUAGCUGUGUUCACUAAAAUCCAUUAUAUUUGUGCUAUUGAAAAAAAAUCUAGAUUUUGUACAGGAUUUUGACCAAAAUUGUUAAUUUUGGGGACAAGCUGGGGAUAUGUUUACACAACUUUGAAUAACUUAAAAAGGGAAUGAUGUAAAGUUUUAUGACCAAGUUGACAUGAAUUUGGUGAAUCCUUCCCUUAAUGACUUUAUGUAGACCUAAAAAUUAGUAAGCUUUAUGAAAUAGUGAUAAGUUGAAGCCCAAACAAGUAAGCCCAACACAGUUUAAUAUUAUAUAAAAGUUUAAGCAAGGCUGUCACAAUCUUUGUACUAUACAAAUGUAGUUUAGGCUACAGAUCACUAUUUUAUUUCCAACAUUGUAGGUUAAUGCAAUUAUACUUUACUAAUGAUUGAAGAGGCAACAGAAAAGAGUUCACUUUUUCAAAACUUUGUUUACGUGCCAUACUUGCUGAUUGUUGUCAAAAGUAGCAGUUUUUCUAAAGUGAUUCAGCUGGAUUUUGUAAUGGACAAAUGUUGAACUAUUGCAUUUUGUUCAGUUAGCUUGCACUGGUAACAUCCUAUUUAAUAUAAAUAUGAUUGGAAAUGAUAAAGUUAAGUGAACUGUCAACCUUUUAUGACCAUAAUAUGUUCGGGACUUGGAUAAAUUUUGUUAAUUUCAAGUUUAAACUGAUUUUAUGAUGUUUUAAAGGUUGAAAAAUAUUUUACAACAUUAAUUUCCUACCUCCAUAACACAACAAUAGUUUAACAAGUUAACUUGUCAUUUUCUGGCAAUGUUAUGGAAAUUAACCUCCAUCUAGAGAAUGUCUUUCAUUUCAUUAGCACACUCAAAAUAUUAAGUGAUAUCUUCACUAAAUGUUGACUGGUGUUGAGGAAAGGAUUUGCAUGUUUCUACUGGUAAUUGUGUGCUUUCCAGUUUAUUGUUUUUGACCUGUUUGAUAAUCUGAAGUAAUUAAAAAGAGAUUAUAACAAAAAAAUGCAGGUGCCCGUAUUUAGUUUUGGUGUUUCUUUUCAGUAUGACUGAAGAAUCUUCUCAAUGAAAGAUUUUCUGUUUGUUCAUAAUCUAAUUCAUUACACUGCUGCUUAGUCACAUAGAAAAAAAUGAGAACACCUUUGGAUGAAAUCAUCCAAUUGCACAUUUUAUCUUUUCCAAAAAUUCUUCUCUGUAAAAUACCAAAUGUUUUGUAUUUUAAAAAGCUUUUGAAAUAAACAUUUUCAAAACUUAGUGUGGGUGUUUUCAUUGGUAACUGACUUGAAAGGUACAUCAAAGUUGUUAGACAGUACAACAUGAUCUUGUAAUUUCUUCACCUUUUUCUGUUGCCUGUACAACUUGUACACCAGCCCUAAAAUCAGAAAUACUUCAAUAAGUAAGGCAGAAAAACUAACAUAGAAUGCAG